Molecule: messenger RNA, 1596 nt
Organism: Penicillium maclennaniae
Lineage: Eukaryota; Fungi; Ascomycota; Eurotiomycetes; Eurotiales; Aspergillaceae
Product: putative RNA export mediator Gle1
Exons: 2
Coding region: 1-1596 (531 amino acids)
Biological process (GO): regulation of translational initiation; poly(A)+ mRNA export from nucleus; regulation of translational termination
Cellular component (GO): nuclear pore; nuclear pore cytoplasmic filaments; cytoplasm
Molecular function (GO): phospholipid binding; inositol hexakisphosphate binding; translation initiation factor binding
Source: RefSeq, a predicted model, not a curated record
AUGACUCGAAAGAGCGGCCACAUGCCGCCGUUGGACAGCCCGUCGAAGCAACUCAUGAUUGAUCUGAUCCGAGACCUUGAGCAGGCGAAGCUCUUUUCUACCGAGCUGAAGAAAGUCCAUGCCUUCGAACGAAAAGCCUACUACGAGAGCCUUGACCAAAUCGAUCGUGAACAGGAAGCAGUGCACACCGCUGCCCUCGAUAAAGUCGCAGCGUUUCAUAACCAAGUUCGCGAGGAGGCCGAGUCUAUCCUAAAGGAACACAUUCGUGCCGAAGAAGAAGAGCGUCGGCGCAAGGAAGAGCGGGAGCGCAAGGAACGCGAACGCGUCCAGCAAGAGCAGGCCGAGAAACAGCGGCGAGAACAAGAGCAAGCUGCACGUCUCGAAGCCGAGCGGAAGGCUAAGAAGAAGGCUGAAGAGGAAGCGAAGAAGAAGGCCGAAGAAGAAGCUGAGCGUGCACAGCGGGCCGUGCAGGAGGAAAAUGACCGCAAGGACCGCCAAGAAAAGGAACGAGUCGAGUCAGAGAAGCGCAAGCAAGAAGACGACGCCAAGAAAGCUCAACAGGCCCAGCAGGCGGCGGACCAGGCAGCAGAGAAGCAGGCUCAAAGCCAGCAACAACAGAAUAUCGGUGCUAGUCGUCUCACAGCCAAAGAGCUCGCCGCGCAAGAACGCUAUGUCGCAAUCCACAAGGCACUCAAAGAAAUGCGACAGUCCUUGCGAAAUGCCGGCAAGCAGAACCCCCUUGUCAAGAAAACCAUGGGUGAUAUGCGCCGUUCGAUCAAGAAGUGUGUCGGUCAACUGCGAGACGGAAAAGGCGCCAAUAAAAAGCAGCUCCAAGACAUCAAAGCCGAGCUUCUCAAAGCUUCCGCUGUCCCCGAACCCACUGUGGAUAUCCGCCAAUUCCUUGCUAACCCUCCUCCGGAGAUCGCUGCUGAGGAGAACAAGGUCCCUGCUAUGCUAAUUUACGGACUCAACAUUUUCGCGAAAUGCCUGAUCUCAGCUUUAAUCACCGAGGCGUCAAUCAACCACGCCCAUGCCGAACCCGUUGGUAUUGUUGCUGCGCAAAUAUUCUCCAUGGACGAAUUCAUGUACAAGGGAAUCCACAUGUCCGACAUCCUUUGGGCCAAAUACCGGGUAGUUUGCCCAGCCCUUUGGGGGUUCAGCGGCAGUGAAAAGACCGAAGCAGGCCGAACGGCCUUGGGUUGGUGGCGCGAGGAAGCUGGUGGCCUCUUCAUUAGCGAACAAACCCAUCUGGACCGUAUGACGGCCCUGGGCGCCGGAUUCUCCUCGUUGACUCUUCGCAAUUUUGCCAAAGCGAAACGAGCAAACCCAUUCCCCAACACACUCUUUUGGACCUCGAUCCAAAAGAUACUCUCUAUCCCCCCGGGCGAACUCCAGGAUACACAGGUCACCUUGCUGCAAUCCAUGCUCAAGUCUUCUGAGGAGCGUAUCCUCACAUUCUUCGGCCAAUUUGGUCUGGUCAUCAUGCGGAAAGCUAUUGUGGAGCUACCCGCAGCCAUCCCCCGCAAGAGCAUGCCUGUGACGCAGCUCAAGCUCCUACAGGAGACUUACAUGCGGCAUAGUAAUAUCCUCGUGUAG